Messenger RNA from Neomonachus schauinslandi (Hawaiian monk seal), 2829 nucleotides. RefSeq names its product coiled-coil domain containing 39 (gene CCDC39). Lineage: Eukaryota; Metazoa; Chordata; Mammalia; Carnivora; Phocidae. The record is from RefSeq and is a predicted model, not a curated record. Gene Ontology annotation, cellular component: axoneme. Gene Ontology annotation, biological process: inner dynein arm assembly; cilium movement; cilium-dependent cell motility.
AUGAGUAGCGAAUUCUUGGCGGAGCUGCAUUGGGACGAUGGGUUUGCUAUCCCGGUGGCAAAUGAGGAGAACAAGAUACUGGAAGAUCAGUUGUCAAAGCUGCAGGAGGAAAGGUCAAGCUUGCAAGAUCAGCUACGUGACUAUGAAGAUCGAAUUAAUGCUAUGACUUCUCACUUCAAAAAUGUUAAGCAAGAAUUUUCAUUUACACAGUCUCUUUGUAAAGCCAGGGAGCAUGAGAUUGAAAGUGAAGAGCAUUUUAGGAUCAUUGCUGAAAGAGAACUGGGACGAGUGAAGGAUGAAAUCCAACGACUGGAAAAUGAAAUGGCUUCAAUACAGGAAAAGAAAAGUGAUAAGGAAAAUAACAUAUUUAAAACUACUCAAAAAUUGGAUGGUUUGAAAUGUCAGAUGAACUGGGACCAGCAAGCAUUGGAAGCCUGGUUAGAAGAAUCAGCUCAUAAAGAUAGUGAUGCCCUCACUCUUCAGAAGUAUGCACAACAAGAUGAUAAUAAAAUUAGGGCACUGACCCUGCAAUUAGAAAGACUGACUUUGGAAUGUAAUCAGAGAAGAAAGGUACUUGACAACGAACUUACAGAGACUCUAAGUGCACAGUUAGAAUUGGAUAAAGCAGCACAAGAUUUUCGUAAGAUUCAUAAUGAAAGACAAGAACUCAUUAAACAGUGGGAGAACACAAUAGAGCAGAUGCAGAAGAGAGAUCGAGACAUUGAUAAUGGUGCCUUGGCAUUAGCAAGGAUAAAGCAGGAAAUAAGAGAAAAAGAAAAUUUGGUUAAAGAAAAGAUCAAGUUUUUGGAAAGUGAGAUUGGGAAUAACACAGAGUAUGAGAAAAAAAUUUCUGUUGCUGAUCGUAAACUUUUAAAAUGUAGAACGGAGUAUCAGCGUCAUGAAACUAACAGAAAUCAGCUGAAAGAUGAGCUGGAUUCUUUAAAAGCCACUGUGAAUAGAAGUUCCAGUGAUUUAGAAGCUAUGAGGAAAAAUAUUUCCAAAGUAAAGAAGGACAUUCAUGAAGAAGCAGCAAGGUUACAGAAAAUUAAAAAUCAUAAUCAGAUUGUAAAAAAAAAAUUAAAGCAGAUAACUGAGAAAACAAUGUCUGUAGAAGAAAAAGCUACCAAUUUGGAAGAUAUGCUAAGGGAGGAGGAAAAAAGUGUAAAGGAAGUGGAAGUUCAAUUGAACAUAGUGAAAGAUGUGCUAUUUAAGAAAGUUCAGGAAUUACAGACUGAGACAAUGAAAGAAAAAGCUGUUGUAUCAGAAAUUGAAGGAACUCGUUCCUCUCUAAAGCACCUCAACCAUCAGUUACAUAAACUGGAUUUUGAAACCUUGAAGCAGCAAGAAAUUAUGUACAGUCAGGAUUUUUACAUUCAACAAGUGGAACGCCGAAUGUCUCGGUUAAAAGGAGAAAUUAAUUCAGAAGAAAAACAAGCCCUUGAAACAAAAAUUGUUGAACUUAAAAAGACAUUGGAAGAGAAAAAAUCUACAUUUGGCCUUUUGGAAACACAGAUCAAGAAGCUUCAUAAUGAUCUUUAUUUUAUCAAGAAGUCAAACAGUAAAAAUUGUGAUGAAAAACAGUUCCUCAUGACCAAAAUAAAUGAACUAAACCUUUUCAGUGACAGAUCAGAGAAAGAACUUAAUAAAACCAAAGCUUUGAAACAGGAUUUGAUGAUAGAAGACAAUCUUUUAAAACUUGAGGUUAAACGUACUAGAGAAAUGCUUCACAGUAAGGCAGAAGAAGUACUUUCUCUGGAAAAAAGAAAACAGCAAUUACACACAGCUAUGGAAGAACGAAUUGAAGAAAUUAAAGUUCACAAAACAAUGCUUGCUUCACAAAUAAGAUAUGUUGAGCAAGAACGGCAGAACAUAAGUGCUGAGUUUCAUGAGAGGCUAAGUAAAAUUGAUAAGCUGAAGAAUAGAUAUGAAAUUCUUACUGUUGUAAUGCUGCCUCCUGAAGGAGAAGAGGAGAAAACACAGGCCUAUUAUGUGAUAAAGGCUGCUCAAGAAAAAGAAGAACUUCAAAGGGAAGGUGACAGUUUGGAUGCUAAGAUCAACAAAGCUGAAAAAGAAAUCUAUGCUCUAGAAAACACCUUGCAAGUGCUGAGAAGUUGCAACAACAAUUACAAACAAUCUUUUAAAAAAGUGACUCCAUCUAGUGAUGAGUAUGAACAAAAAAUCCAACUAGAAGAACAAAAAAGAGCUAUUGAUGAAAAAUACAGAUACAAACAAAGACAAAUCAGGGAACUACAGGAAGAUAUCCAGAGCAUGGAAAAUACUUUAGAAGUUAUAGAACAUUUAACAAAUAAUGUCAAAGAAAAAUUAUCAGAGAAGCAGGCUUAUUCAUCUCAACUAAAUAGAGAAACUGAGGAGCAGAAGCCAAAAUUAGAGAGAGUAAUUAAACAGUGUGCAAAACUCACCAAGGAAAUCCGACUUUUGAAAGACACAAAAGAUGAAACACUAGAAGAAAAAGAUAUCAAACUUCGUGAAGUGAAACAUUUCCACAAGAUCAUUGAUGAAAUGCUAGUUGAUGUCACAGAAGAAAAUGCUGAGAUCCGUAUUAUCCUUCAAACAUACUUUCAACAGAAUGGUUUAGAACUACCUACAGCUGGUACAAAAGGCAGUCGCCAGAGUUCUAGAUCUGCUUCACAGACUUCACUGUUAUCAACAAGGUCAUCCAGAAGUUCCACAAGUACUGCCUCUCAGACUUCAAUUAAAGUAUUAGAGCUGAACUUCCCAGCCUCCUCUUCAGGGACUGGCAAUAUUUCUAGGCCACCAAGUGCGCCCAGUAGCUCCAGUAAUGGUAAAAACAAAAAGGGCCGCAAAUAA